AUGCCGGCAGCGGAGACUUGGGUCGGUGCAGUCGGCUCACUCAAGCCAGGGAAGGAAGCGGACCUUUCUGCUCAGACAGAGACUGACCGUUUCCGGCAGGCGCUGUGGCAGGCCGGGAGUUGUGAGCUUUCUUUCGGCUGUGGGCGGUGGGCCUUGACUGUGACCCUCGCAGCCCACUCCCCCCCAGCCUUCGCCCCCGUCGGGACGGGGUGUGCGGGGCCGGCUGCCCCCUGGCAGGCCCCGCCGCCGUCCCGGCCUUUCCCCGCUGCCUCGGCCCUCGGCCGACGCGGGAUUCGCGGAGAUUCGGCCCCAACGAAUUCCUGGCGGAGACAGGGCAGUCGUGCGCGGCCCCUGGGCGCUGAGAGCCCCGGUGCCCCGGGGAGUCUGGCACCCCUGGGACGCCUCGCCCGAGGGCCUGGGAGCGCGGGAGGGGCCCGGGGAGAGCGCGCGAACCCGGCCUCCCGCAGCCAGCGAGCGCCCGGAGUCAACGCGUGCCCCGGGAGCCGAGCGCCGAGCCGGCUGGCCUCCAGCAACGGGCGCGCGGCCCCGGGGCUGGGGAUCCCCGCCUGCCGGAUGCCCACCUCCCCGCGAGUCCCCGACAAGCUGGACGGGGUCCGGGAGCAGUGGGGCGGGGAGGGGGCAUUCGCCCCGUGUGGUUUUGAGUGUGAACCCUAGCUGUUGGCGAAGAUCCGGGAAGCAGAGGUAUUUCGGGGAGGGGUGUAUGAUGCCUCAUUUUGCUCAGUUUGUCUUGUAAGAGGGGAGGAGGGGUUGGAGGCAAAGCCUGGACUUUGGAGCCGGUUUGGGGGUCGUGUUUGUGCCGGGCUGCAGCCCCGCUCUCCUGCGUCGCCCCGCAUCUGGACAGUCUAUGGCCAGAAAGUAUGCAGCAGCCUCCGGGGCCAGCAGCCUCUCCAGGGAUCCUGAGGACUGGGAGGUGGGAGGAAGGCUCCAGUCUCUUCUGAGGUUCAGAGAGACUCUGGAAUCUUACAGCUGGGAGGCACUAAAAGCGCAUCUUAAAAGCACAAAUAAAGAAGAUAUGGCACCACACGGAAAAGGUGUGGGCCAGGCGACUCCAGUCCCAGCGGGAGAGGAGGGAUCUGACAGACCUGCCCAGGCAGAUGGAAACAAAUUCGGUGCUUCCGGGAGGCCAUGUCCGGAUUCCUCCCGGCCUGGUCCUGGGUGUUUCAGCUGGUGCAGGCUGGAGGCUGGCUACAGACCCCAUGUUGUGGCCAGAACCUUCUCCCCACGACCAACACAGCUUGUCAGGGCCCUGCCUGGUCAGCCGGUGGGCCUGGGAGGUGGGAGCAGGAGGGCCAGCCUUAGUCCUUUGGACCCAGAAUCCUCUUCUUCUGAGGAGAUCAGGCUCCAAGGGGGCCACGGGUGAGAGAUGGAUGAGCACUGCCCCUCCUAGACACAUUUCCCUUUGGGCUUCCUAGGGUGGGAGGUUGCCGUGUUUUGUCCCCCUCUGGUAUAUCAGGUCCAGGAUGGCUGCCUGGGUAGGGAUGAAGGACAGUGUCUCCGAUGGUUUCUGUGACUUCCCCAACCCCUCUGGAUACACACAGCUCUGUAUACCUGAACAAGACCCACACCCACUCCUGGUUUCUAGCCACAGAGUUUUCUCACUCUCCCAUCCCAAAGAAAGAGCCUCCUAUCCUUCCACUUUGUUCCCCCAGGAUGGCAUGUCUCCAGA
Messenger RNA from Ailuropoda melanoleuca (giant panda), 1687 nucleotides. Its product is annotated as collagen alpha-1(I) chain-like. The record is from RefSeq and is a predicted model, not a curated record. NCBI's taxonomy places the organism in Eukaryota, Metazoa, Chordata, Mammalia, Carnivora, Ursidae. The transcript has 3 exons. The coding region runs from base 1 to 675 and encodes 224 amino acids.